Molecule: messenger RNA, 1681 nt
Organism: Chara braunii
Lineage: Eukaryota; Viridiplantae; Streptophyta; Charophyceae; Charales; Characeae
Source: the annotation of a GenBank genome assembly
ACGCGAUAGGGUGAACGUUACUACUCGAUUGGGAACGACAGAAAGAAGAGUUAUCCGUGAUACAGUGAUGGAGGAGGUUGCUGGAGGCACCACGAAGCAGAGCCUGAAACCGAGGAACCGGGGAAAGUUUACGGAAAGCCUAGGGAAGAGGAACCUAUGGACAAGGUCACGGCUGCAAAGAAAAAAUUUAUGUAUCAAAUCCGGAUCCUAACCAUGCCAGAGAUCGACGACGCUCUUAGCAAUUUGUUGGGAACCAUGGUAUCGGUAUCUUUUCAGACCAUGUUGCAAGCAAGCCCCAGACUGCUCAAAGGGCUUAGGCAACUAUUGACUCGCCGACGAGUGGAGGUAGACGGAAAUCCGAAGUCACUGGAAGAGGAAAAAGAGGAGGAGACUCCGCAAGAAGUUGCUAACCUCCAAAGGAUCCCUGGAGACUUAGAGGAUCUAGAAAAGGUUUUCGCAGACAUUCGCUUAAGCUUACCGGAUCGCGAAGGUGGGGAAGUCAUGAUAGCGACGCCCGGAACGAAGCUUAGUUUCCAUACGCUGCCCGUAGGAAAGCUAAAAUUGCAGAUCGGGACUCAUCACAAAGACACUCUAGUAGAUGGAGGAUCAGGACCCUCACCUAUCAAAAUAGGGGAAGGGGUAUAUAUCUCAUCAGGGAGUGAGAGCGAGGAAGAGAGAAUGGGCAUGGAAGAGAGGGAUGUAUGGGGAAGAGAAAGGGGUCAGAACCUCGUCGGGGAGGGGGGCGAAGACUGUAAACAGCAUGAGCAACGGUACAAGGAGGACGAAAUGAGGCAAGGUACGAAUAACGGUUGUGAAAAAGGGGAGGAAAAAACAGAGAGCCUGCAUAACAAACGAAGCGCCCACUACAGUUGUGAGAGGGGAUACACGGACGUUGGGGAAGAAUACGAAAAGAGGGUGGACAUUCCCUAUAACUUGGACCCUGAAAACCUUACGGGUGAGUUCAGCCCCGUACGAAGGGAAGAGGAUGAGGACGAGGAUGAAAAAGUGCAGGAGGUCAUUGAGAUUAGCAGUGGUGAUGAAACGGAUGAGAUCUCAAGGCCUAGAGAAAAAGGGCGACCCUCCAGAAGCAGGUCACAAGAAGGAUCCUUCAGAUGGGAAGAUGAGUUUGGACCAACACCUAGUCAUUGGUUUGAGCAAUGGGUUAGCGUGAUCAGACAUGGCUGGGUCAUCAAGGCCAGAGAACUGAUGGAGGCCGGAGUGACAGCCACACUCUUGGACUUUUACAAUAAAGAGGAGUUGCAAGAAAUUGCGAGGAGAAAGAGGGAAAUCUUGGCCUCCGGCCUGGGAACCAAGGGGUCAACGGAGAGAGGGGAUGAAAGGACAAAUGACAACAAAAGAGACUAGGCGCUAUGAGCAUUGAACAAAAGUUGUGUUUUUUGCAAUAUUGAAGUGGCAAAGUUUGGAUAGUAUGAAUGAGCUUGCUAGGAAUGAGCGGUACAAGGACUAGCCAGAACUAUGCCUCGAUGAGUUAGAAAACAGUAUUUUGAGUUUCUUCCUGGAUGAGCUACCUUUGAAAAGUUAUGUACGAAACGAGGACAAGGGGUAUGGGGACGAGACAGCUUGGAAUGGUUGCAUUGUGAGCCUGAACGAGACAAAGAUUGCACCUUUGAAAAGAGACUAUGAAUUUGGAUUGACGAGCAAAUCAAGGCAUUGAGUGUCG